AUGUCCUUACCAGCUACUUUUGACUUGACUCCAGAAGAUGCCCAAUUAUUAUUGGCUGCUAACACCCAUUUAGGUGCUAGAAACGUCCAAGUCCACCAAGAACCAUACGUUUUCAAUACCAGACCAGAUGGUGUUAAUGUUAUCAACGUCGGUAAGACCUGGGAAAAAUUGGUCUUGGCUGCCAGAAUUAUUGCUGCCAUUCCAAACCCAGAAGAUGUUGUUGCCAUCUCUUCUAGAACUUACGGUCAAAGAGCUGUCUUGAAGUACGCCGCUCAUACUGGUGCUACUCCAAUUGCUGGUAGAUUCACUCCAGGUAACUUCACCAACUAUAUCACUCGUUCUUUCAAGGAACCAAGAUUAGUUAUUGUUACUGAUCCAAGAUCCGAUGCUCAAGCCAUCAAGGAAGCUUCUUACGUCAACGUUCCAGUUAUCGCUUUGACUGAUUUGGACUCCCCAUCUGAAUACGUUGAUGUUGCUAUUCCAUGUAAUAACAGAGGUAGACACUCUAUUGGUUUAAUCUGGUACUUAUUAGCCAGAGAAGUCUUGAGACUAAGAGGUGCUUUGACUGAUAGAACUCAACCAUGGUCUAUCAUGCCAGAUUUAUACUUCUACAGAAACCCAGAAGAAGCUGAACAAACUACUGAAGAAGCUACAGAAGAAGCUGGUGAAGAAGAAACCAAAGAAGAAGCUACUGAAGAACAAGCUGGUGCUUCCGAAUGGGCUGAAGAAAAUGCCGACACUGUCGACUGGUAA
Naumovozyma dairenensis CBS 421 is the source of this 753-nucleotide messenger RNA. Its product is annotated as 40S ribosomal protein uS2. The record is from RefSeq and is a predicted model, not a curated record. Gene Ontology annotation, cellular component: cytosolic small ribosomal subunit; 90S preribosome; ribosome. Bases 1 to 753 code for a protein of 250 amino acids. The transcript has 2 exons. Gene Ontology annotation, molecular function: structural constituent of ribosome. Gene Ontology annotation, biological process: cytoplasmic translation; ribosomal small subunit assembly. Lineage: Eukaryota; Fungi; Ascomycota; Saccharomycetes; Saccharomycetales; Saccharomycetaceae.